GAGCGGCGCCGCGGGGCGGGGCCGCGCCGGGGGCGACUACAACAAAGGGCGGCGGGCGGCCGGCGCGGUGACCGCGCUCCCGGGCUCCUGCAGGUCACGCGCGCCGCCCGCCCGCCCCGCGCAGAUGAAGUGUGAGCACUGCACGCGGAAGGAAUGUAGCAAAAAAACAAAAACCGAUGACCAAGAGAAUGCCUCAGCCGAUGCCCCGAGUCCGGCCCCGGAGAAUGGAGAGACGGGAGAGUUCCACAAGCUGGCCGAGGCCAAGGUGUUUCUGAGUGACUGCCUGGCGUGUGACAGCUGUGUGACCGCAGAGGAGGGAGUCCAGGUUUCCCAGCAGAACGCCAAGGACUUCUUCCGUGUUCUGAACCUGAAUAAGAAAUGUGAUACCUCACAGCACAAGGUGCUGGCAGUGUCCGUGUGUCCUCAGUCUCUGCCUUAUUUUGCUGCUAAAUUCAGCCUCAGUGUCACGGAUGCAUCCAGAAGGCUCUGCGGCUUCCUCAAAAGCCUGGGGGUGCACUAUGUCUUUGACAUGACGAUCGCGGCAGACUUCAGCAUCCUGGAGAGUCAGAAGGAGUUUGUGCGUCGGUACCGCCAGCACCGCGAGGAAGAGCCCCAGUUGCCCAUGCUGACCUCCGCCUGCCCUGGCUGGGUCCGCUAUGCGGAGCGCGUGCUGGGUCACCCCAUCACCCCCCACCUCUGCACGGCCAAGUCUCCCCAGCAGAUCAUGGGCUCUCUGGUGAAGGAUUACUUCGCCAGACGGCAGAACCUGUCCCCAGACAAGAUCUUCCACGUCAUCGUGGCCCCGUGUUAUGACAAGAAACUGGAGGCUCUCCGAGAAGACGUUCCCACAGCCUCGCACAGCUCCCGGGGUGCUGACUGUGUGUUAACCUCAGGUGAGAUUGCCCAGAUGAUGGAGCAGAGUGACCUGUCCGUCAGCGACGCCGUCGUGGAUACCCUGUUUGGCGAUGUGAAGGAGGAGGAGGUGAGGCGCCACGAGGGGGCCAGCUCCGACGGGUACCUGGCGCACGUCUUCAGGCACGCGGCCAAGGAGCUGUUCAACGAGGACGUGGGGGCGCUCACCUACCGCAGCCUGAGGAACAAAGACUUCCAGGAGGUCGCCCUGGAGAGGGACGGGCAGGUGCUGCUGCGCUUCGCGGCUGCGUACGGCUUCCGGAACGUCCAGAACGUGGUCCUGAAGCUGAAGCGGGGCAAGUUCCCCUACCACUUCGUGGAGGUGCUGGCCUGCGCCGGGGGAUGCCUCAGCGGCAGGGGCCAGGCCCAGGCGGAGGACGGGCGUGCAGACAGGGUGCUGCUGAGGCAGAUGGAAGGCAUCUACGCUGCCAUCCCGGUGCGGCCCCCGGAGACCAGCGCCCACGUGCAGGAGCUGUACCAGGAGUGGCUGGGCGGGGCCGACUCCCCUCGGGCCCAGGCGGCCCUGCACAGGGCCUGCCAGGGCCCAGGGCAGCCUGCCAGCAGCCGGGACAUCAAGUGGUAAAGGUCCCGCAGGCGCCUGAGGAGGGUGUCAGAUGCGUGAGGAAAGGCUGUGUCUCUGUCAUCGCUUUGGUUUUCAGAAUUCCCUGCUCCCCUCUGCUGGCUCCCUCCUCUGAGGGGCGCCGCAGUCCUCACAUGGUGCAUCUGGAAUAUUGUUUCUGGAGAGGAGGACUGCCCCAAUGUAUGCAUCCUUUUAUCUGACGAUGAAAAAAUCCCAAAGAACAAUGGAGACAGGCGGCCGUCCUUUAGGCUUAAAAACCUCUCAGUGUCCUGGGAAGAGCUGAGACUGUGUUCUGUCCACGCCCCUGAGAGAUUGGGUGAGGAAAUGGCCCGGCUUAGCCCUGACUGGACCCACUUAAGUUAUUCUUGAAGGUGUCUUUGCCACAAUGUGAAUAAACUACCACCUUUUGAAACGG
Molecule: messenger RNA, 1907 nt
Organism: Pipistrellus kuhlii (Kuhl's pipistrelle)
Lineage: Eukaryota; Metazoa; Chordata; Mammalia; Chiroptera; Vespertilionidae
Gene: NARF
Product: nuclear prelamin A recognition factor
Exons: 11
Coding region: 125-1495 (456 amino acids)
Cellular component (GO): lamin filament
Molecular function (GO): lamin binding
Source: RefSeq, a predicted model, not a curated record